AUGGGCCAAUUCGACUGGUUCCUCAAAAUCGGCGCCACCCCGCAAGCUGUCGCCGUGCUCAACGACCAGCCCAUCCUCUUCACCAUUCUCAUCGUCGUGCUCAUCGCCGUCAUCCUCGAAUGCGUGCUGAUGUGGUACAUUCACUAUGCCACGAUGAAGCCGGAGCAGCGGGCGGCUAAGAAUAAGAAAAAGAAAGCGGGCACGGGAGAUAAUAAAAACGCUGCGCCAGGUGGGGGGAGGAUAUGUGGGGAUGGAAGCUGCGGGCUGAGCAAGGAGUAUACGGAUGGGAAGAGAGCAGCGGAGGUCAAAUCCGACAUUGGUGGGCGAUGGGGGAAAGAGCGGGAAGCUAUCGAUGGACGAAGGGCCUAUUGA
Neurospora crassa OR74A is the source of this 372-nucleotide messenger RNA. RefSeq lists its product as hypothetical. The transcript is spliced from 2 exons. The coding region runs from base 1 to 372 and encodes 123 amino acids. The record is from RefSeq and is a predicted model, not a curated record. Lineage: Eukaryota; Fungi; Ascomycota; Sordariomycetes; Sordariales; Sordariaceae.